Messenger RNA from Knipowitschia caucasica, 276 nucleotides. The record is from the annotation of a GenBank genome assembly. Lineage: Eukaryota; Metazoa; Chordata; Actinopteri; Gobiiformes; Gobiidae.
AUGACCCCUGAUCCCACAGACCCUGAUCCUACAGACCCUGACCCCACAGACCCUGACCCUACAGACCCCGGAACCCCUGAUCCCCUCGACCCCACAGACUCCGACCCUGACCCACAGACCCUGACGCCUACAGACCCUGACCCUGACCCCACAGACCCUGACCCACAGACCCUGACCCCACAGAACCCGAUCCUACAGACCCGACCCUUGACCCGACUUCCCACAGGAACCAUAUCAUGGUUUUUAUCCAAUGUGUUUAUGCGAAAUCUCUUCUAA